Dermatophagoides farinae (American house dust mite) is the source of this 1251-nucleotide messenger RNA. RefSeq lists its product as uncharacterized. The record is from RefSeq and is a predicted model, not a curated record. NCBI's taxonomy places the organism in Eukaryota, Metazoa, Arthropoda, Arachnida, Sarcoptiformes, Pyroglyphidae.
UUUUUUUCAGUUGUUGACAUUAAUAUUUUUUCCAUCCAUGGACAUCUGUAUUUGUUGUUAAUUAUGUCGAAAAAUAUGGUUUGUACAAAUUGUAAUCGUUUAAAUUUGGUUGUUGAUGAACAAAAAUCUAAACUACAACUGUUGGAAACACGAUUAAAAGAUUUGAUUCGAGCAUAUAAAGUGAUCUGUAAAGAACGUGAUCAAUUACAACAUGCAAUUUCAUCAUCAUCGAUUGGUGUUGAUGAUCAUGUGGAUCAACGACAGCAAAAACGGAUUUCCGAAUUGGAACAAAAUGUUUGCCAUAUGAGCACAUUAUGUGGUGAAUUAGAACAUGGGAGAAAACAAGAUCAAGCUCGAAUCAAGGAUCUUCAAGAAAAAUAUGAACUUCUUCUGUUAGAAUUGAAUAAUACCAAAUCGACGAUGAUAAUUCAACAAAAACCGCAAAUUUCUCAGAAUGAACCACGUAAAUUACAAAAUAAUUACUGUCAAACAGAUGCAAUCAUUGAAAUAAAAUCUGAAAAAUCCACACAAACUGAUUUGAUUUGUGAUCAAGCUCAGUCUUCUGAACACGCCAACAAACAAUUGGAUCAGCAUCAGGUUUUUUUCAAAAAUAAAAACGAAACAGCAAUCGUAGCUCCAUUGAUGAGAAAUAAUUCAAAAACAAUAUCCGAAUCUAGUGAUUGUUCAUCAACAGCUGCCAGUUUAACGCAAAAUUCUUCAAUUACGCCUAUAGACACUGAAAUUGAUUCGAAAAUUGCAUCCGAUCAAUUUGGCUCCACUUCUGGUAUUUCUUUAUAUCAUUUGAAUGAAUUAGCUCGUAAAGAAUUGGAAUUGGCCGAUUAUCGUCUUCGUAUUCGUGAAUAUGAAUGUUCACUUCGAGAAUUACAAUGGAACUAUUCGAAUGGUAGAUAUAAAUAUCAGGCACGAAUUGCCGAUCUAGAAAAAUUAAAUAAAGAUUUAAUGGCGAAUAAUCAUGAUGAUCAUCGGCUAAAAAAUGAUUCCAAUGGCUAUAACAAUAAUAUCAACAUAGCUUAUGUCAAAAAUGUAUUGAAUAAAUUGCUGAAAACCUCCGAUAAAAAUCAACAAAAAUUAAUGACUGAUGCAUUGAUCACGGCAUUGGAUUCGAUGCAAGUGAAUAAAUGAUAAUUUUAUUUAAAUUUAAUAAUUUUUAUAUUUAGUAUCAAUUUGUAUAUUUAUAAUUCCUUUUGGCGAACAAUGAAAACAAUAUUAUCACCACGAAUGACCAUUUGU